Rotaria socialis is the source of this 1089-nucleotide messenger RNA. The record is from the annotation of a GenBank genome assembly. NCBI's taxonomy places the organism in Eukaryota, Metazoa, Rotifera, Eurotatoria, Philodinida, Philodinidae.
AUGUCUGACUUCGAUUAUCAAUCGUAUUCUGAUCUUGAAUCAGAUGAAAGUUCACUCAAGGGUAUCAAUCGAUACAAAAAAAAUACUAGAUAUGGUAGACGUCGUUCGAGAAGAUUGUUUUUAAGACGAUCACGAACAUUAUCUGUUUCUGAAUCAAAUACAUCUGCGCAAGGUUCACAAUCACGUUCUACAUCUCGUUCUCGUUCUCGAACGAGAUCGGAAGGAGCAGUGGAAAGUCGUACAUCAAUGAAAAUAGCAGAAUCAUUGAAGAGAGCUUCUGUAUAUGUUUCGUCUCCAAAAAGUGCUCAAAUAUUUGAAAUAAAUCGUCUGCAAGAACAGCUUGCUGCCGCUCAUUUGUGUUCGGAAGCUCAUUUUAUAUUUAUUGUUGAUAUAAAUACGCCACAAGGGCUUUACCAUGAAAACGGACUGAAGUGUUCAGUUUGCGAAAAGGUGUCAAUAUUCACAAACUUCGAGCCGAUGCCGCUACAUAAAAUUCAGGAACCAAAUCAACGUUUAUAUGUAGCAAAUGCUCUAACAGGUAUAGGGUAUGACAAUCUUAGUUUAGUUAUGGCUACAUUAUGUUUGAAAAUACCAAAUAAAACUAAUUUUGUGCCGCAGGUGCUUCAAACAUACGAUAACUUGAAUAUAUUCAUUCAUAAACACUUUAUUUCAGUCAUCGGAAAAAUUCGGUCUCUUCAUAAUGUUGAAACUAAUGAUUCAGAUAGUAUUGUGAAUAUUGCUAUCUCAGUUGAUGGGACGUGGAAGAAAAGAGGCCACGUCUCUCAAUAUGGCAUUGUAUUCAUCAUUGAAAUGGAUACUGGAUUAGCAAUCGAUUUUGAAGUAUUGAGCACUCGUUUCGAAAAAUGUGAAAAAAAUCAACGAGAACGAUCAGCUCAUGAAUUUCGUGCAUGGUUGACAAAGCAUAAAGGUUCGUGCGAAUGUAAUUGGGACGGAACAGCAAAAGGUAUGGAAAAAGAAGGAACAAAACGAUUGUUCGAACGAUCAAUUAAAAAAGGAUUACGAUAUAAAUGGAUGGUAUGUGACGGUGGUUCAAGUGCAUAUGAAGCCGUAAAACAUAUAUAUAUAUGA